GCCCCGGAGCAGCUCCUCGGGGCUGGACACCUUCCCUGGAAACAACAGCCCCGGGAUCCCCCGGGACCCCCUGCCCGGCCGGGGCAGAGCUGAGGGGGGUGAAGCCAAUGGACAAGGAAGAGGACAAAGAUCACACCCCCGCAGACAAUGAGAGAAGCAGUUCAGAGCUGGAGAAAAAGGAAAAAGAAGCCAAGCGUGUUAUCAAAACUAUCCAGUGGACCACAGGCAACAACUUCACAGUGGAGAAAGGGCGGCAGCAGAUUGAAGAGCUCAUUUCUACAUGGGACAUUCAUGAAAGCUGGCUUCACCACUCAGAAUUUCUUGGGGAAGAAGAACUGAAGGACAGCAAGAGGUACCAUUACAGAGCUUGCUGGGGCAUCCCAACACGCAGAAAACCCAUCCCACGAGCAACAGCAAGUGUCUACUUUGUUAUAGUGAUCUCCAAACUCAAACCUGAUACGUCUCCUGUGGAGGUUUUCUUCAGACUGGAGUCCAGCAGGCUGAUUCGCAGGCCAGAAGAGUUUCAGUUUAGAGAAAAGUGGCUUCAGGACAUUAUUGAAAAUAAAAUAAUCCUCAUAGAAAGACUUAGUUCCAAAUGAGCAGCUACAAUUCACCAUCACCAGUGCUCAGUUAUGGAGAACCAAAUAAACACAAUGAAGAAAGAAAGGCUCUUCCUUAGCAGCAUUUCUACUUUGUGGAUACAUAAAAAGCAUUGAACCUGUGCAAAAUCAAUGACGCCUUGACACAGUAGUUGGCUUUAUGUGACGGUCCCUGGCAGGUAUGGGUGGGUACAGCAGGAUGGAACCAAGUUCCAGAGUGUAAAUGGGAAGAGACAGCUGGGAGGGAUUUGCUGGUCUGUGGAACUCCAGGGAAAACAUUAUAGGACUUCUGGACUUUUAUCUUCUUCGCACCAAUAUAUGAGACAUCUCUGCUGCCACUUAGGGGAACAAAAAAAAUAAAAAAAACGAUUUAGGGGAACAAAAGCCCUUUAAAAAACGCUUUCUUUUUCUCAAGUGUUUUUAAAAACAUGUUCAAAGGGGAUAUGUUUUGGAAAUAUGUAGUUGAAUCAAAGAUAACCACCACAUAAGCACUGCUUGAGCAAGGCCUCCAAGUACAGAGCUUAAAGCAAACCACAUAAUGCUGCUGAAACAGACCAAAUUAAAAUACUACCAGAGUUAAAAUAAGGUUUUAAUCUAGAACACUUUCAUAGACAUAAACAUUUCAAAUAAAUUGAAAGACACAUCCUUGCUGCCAUCUGUAUACAUCCAGGGGUUCCAAUCACUGCACCCCACUGCUCUGAUGCCUAUGUAUAACAUAGGAGAAAAAGAAGCAAGCAACUUUGUUCUUCACCACAGAUGAAGACUGUUGGUACUGUUACUUUACACCCCAGUUUCUAUCUGCUUGCUCUAAAGUAACUGAAGCCCAUCUGUAUUAAAUUACAAACUCAUUUACAGAAUAUUUACAAGUCUAGUUUGAACCACAAACCAAACUUCACUGUUUUGAAGAAAACCUAAAUCUAAAAGACUUCUGAAGAAAUAGCGAAGUGGACAGUCCUAGAUCUUAAAUAGGAACUCAGGAGUUCCUUCAUUUUUGCUACUGUUAGUAGUAGCUUGUUAACUGUCUUUUCCAAGCUAAAUGAUUCUAUGAAAAAUCAAAAUAAA
This is a messenger RNA of Myiozetetes cayanensis, 1661 nucleotides long. It is a transcript of the gene AKAP14, whose product is annotated as A-kinase anchoring protein 14. The transcript is spliced from 6 exons. Gene Ontology annotation, molecular function: protein kinase A regulatory subunit binding. The coding region runs from base 108 to 599 and encodes 163 amino acids. Lineage: Eukaryota; Metazoa; Chordata; Aves; Passeriformes; Tyrannidae. The record is from RefSeq and is a predicted model, not a curated record. Gene Ontology annotation, cellular component: cAMP-dependent protein kinase complex.